Stegodyphus dumicola is the source of this 1008-nucleotide messenger RNA. RefSeq lists its product as uncharacterized. NCBI's taxonomy places the organism in Eukaryota, Metazoa, Arthropoda, Arachnida, Araneae, Eresidae. The record is from RefSeq and is a predicted model, not a curated record. Gene Ontology annotation, molecular function: transcription cis-regulatory region binding.
CAAUUUUUGUUUCAGGUGGGAACCAUUUUUAUAUAUUAGAAUAUUCUCCUGAUCAUUUUACAUUUGUUCUCUACGAACACAGUUUUUGAGCAUAUUUUACUACUAGUAUACUCAGGGCUUAAUUUCUAAGAUUAGAAGUGCCGGGCCCUAUGAAAGACCGUCAGCAAAGAAGAACAAAAGCAUGGUCUCUUAAAAAGAGACUUUGGAAAUCCGAUGAUCCUAAAAGAAUUACAAAAGCGAAACACAGAUUAGUUACAGCACUCAGAAGAAACCCUGAGAUCGAAAUGUUGAAGAAAGAGCCAUCCUAUUAUAGAUUUCGAGUGAUUACACAUUCGAAUUCAGAUGAUCCGGAUUUAACGGCAGAAGAAUCGAUGAAAGACGAAAACUACGAAGACCACAGCGAAGAGAUGCAAAAAAUCCCUCAAAAUAUCUUUCUGGAAACAGAAAAUAAAAAAACAGAUACAGAAACAGUAGCAUUACCUGUUUUUAAAGAGACUUAUAACAGAAGUGAUGACCACAUAACAUUCCAUAACUAUGCUGCAAAUGAUUAUGGAAGUGAAAUUUAUAAUGAAAGACCAUACUUUACACUGACACCAUGUGAAACUUUUCCAGAAAGGCACCAUUUGGCUGAAAAUGAGUCUCAGGCCAUAAGUGAUACAUGUUGUUGUGACAUCUUGUUAGAUAGCAGUUUUUUGAGCAAUCAGAGGUGCAUAUGGCAUGGCAUAUAAAAUGGAUAUUAUUUUUCAGUAAGCAAGAUAUCAUCCUAUCAAACUAUAAUCUUAUAAUACCUAUUAGCCAAUAAUUGAUGCUUUAUAUUACGAACACACACACACACACACACCCAAAAAAAAAAAAAAAAAAAAAAAAAUGCAUAUAUUUAAAGUGCAUAGUUUUUCAUAAAUACAACUAUUUGUAAAACAAGUAAUUUUUUUAUUUUUCACAAGAAAAUGUAUAUAUACAGCAUGAUACUUUUUCGCAAAACAAUAAAACUUCCCUAGUUUUGCCUUA